AUGGCCUCCUGCUGGGCCAUGCGGAUUCUGCUCUUGGCAGCCUGGAGCACUGGCUGGGGUGAGGCAUUCAGUUGUUACACAUGUGAGAAGCCCACGCCCAUUCAUUCGUGCAAGAAUAUCACUCAGUGCAGUCUGGUGGACACGGCCUGCAAGACCACACUGGAGAAAGUGGAGUCUGAAUAUCCCUUCAACCAGAGCCCCAUGGUGACCCGCUCCUGUUCAAGCUCCUGCCUGGCCACGGACCCCGAUGGCAUCGGGGAUGCCCACCCUGUCUUCUGUUGUUUCACAGACCGGUGCAACAAAGGGCAUCCAGGCAUGGCAACAGGGCUGUAG
Jaculus jaculus (lesser Egyptian jerboa) is the source of this 333-nucleotide messenger RNA. It is a transcript of the gene Slurp1, whose product is annotated as secreted LY6/PLAUR domain containing 1. The record is from RefSeq and is a predicted model, not a curated record. The transcript is spliced from 3 exons. Lineage: Eukaryota; Metazoa; Chordata; Mammalia; Rodentia; Dipodidae. The coding region runs from base 1 to 333 and encodes 110 amino acids. Gene Ontology annotation, molecular function: acetylcholine receptor inhibitor activity.